Messenger RNA from Lolium perenne, 1560 nucleotides. Its product is annotated as retrovirus-related Pol polyprotein from transposon TNT 1-94. The record is from RefSeq and is a predicted model, not a curated record. NCBI's taxonomy places the organism in Eukaryota, Viridiplantae, Streptophyta, Magnoliopsida, Poales, Poaceae. Gene Ontology annotation, molecular function: nucleic acid binding. Gene Ontology annotation, biological process: DNA integration.
AUGGGAGAACCUAACAAGGAAUCAGGUGUGGAGAAACUCGUUGAAAGCAUGCAGAGGAUGAUGACUCAGCUGCUAGAGCAGGCACAAACGAAGACAAUUAGUGGUUCUGAUGUACUGAAGAAUUUAGAACCAAAUCCGGUCAGGUUGACCGGUCCGGGUGAUUUCUUUAGCUGGUCCCGGAAUGCUUUGUUGAUCCUUGAGGCACAUGGUCUGGAGAAAUUUCUGAGAGAAGAUGAGAAAAGGCCAGGAGAAGUCCCACAAGAUCAAUGGGACCAACAGCAGAAGCGAGUCAUGGUGUGGUUGCUUGGUUCGAUGGAGAAGACCGUGCGGGAACAAGUUGAAGGGCUUCAGUCUGCAGCUGAGGUGUGGGCAAGCAUUGAGAAACAGUUUUCGGGGAAAUCAAACAAGAUGCAGGUCAGUAGGAUUUUCCAUGAACUCAGACAUAUCAAGCAAGAGCAGAAGACAGUAACUGAAUAUGCAGGAGAAAUCAAGAAGCUGUAUAGAGACCUCGAGUAUUUUAGACCAUUUAAAGCACAUGAUCCCAGGGAUGUUUCACUCCUUCGUGAGUGGUUUGAACCAUUGUUGGUUCAGACUUUUCUUGAUGGCCUGAACUCUGAGUUUAAUCUCCGUUCCCAGCUCAUACAAGCCACACCAGAUUGGCCUACACUGGACCAGACCAUUUCUAGUAUACUUGAGGAGGAAACAAGGUUGGCAAAUCAGAGCACAGCUCCACAAGCGAAUGAUGGCAGAGCUGCGCUAUCUUCAGUUAACCAAGUUCUGUCUCAUGGUACUUCAAGAAAUCAACAAGCAAAUGCUACUAGAUUCUACUACAGGAGAAAGCCUGGGAUGUUCUGUGACCACUGUAAACAACCAGGCCAUUUGAAGAAGAGUUGUUUUGAUCUAAUUGGUUACCCUCCUGGGUGGCAACCAAAAAAAAUUAAUAGAUUCACUAGCGGUGGUAGUAAUACAAGAAGGCCUGAUCGAGCUCAUCUUACAUUAUCCGAGGGAGAACGUCCAGCUGUAACAGCACAAGCACUUGAAGAAUUUAAGGGCAAACUUAUGGCGAAUACUAUAGAAGGUCCUACUCAUGCUCAUUCUGGGAAAGGAUCUGAAGACAAGAAGAAAUCUUGGGACUGGAAUUGAGCACGACGGCCUCUACUACCUUACCAAUGAUCCGUCUCCAUCUCCAUAUGCGCUCAGUAUGAUGAAUAGUUUGGCUACGGAUGAAUUGCUACUAAUGCAUUAUAGACUAGGGCAUUUGUCGUUCCAAGCCCUUAGUCGUAUGUUUCCAUCUCAAGCUAAAAAUUCUCGUAAGGACAAGCUUUUGUGUGAUGUGUGUGAACUGGCUAAACACACCAGAACCAAUUAUCCUAGCACUAAUGAUAGAAGUAAGAUACCUUUUGAUGUGGUGCAUUCGGAUGUAUGGGGUCCAUCAGUUGUAACUGCCCUCACAGGGGAUAGAUAUUAUGUGACAUUCAUCGAUGGUUUUAGUAGGUGCACAUGGUUGUACCUCCUAAAGCAUAAGUCUGAAGUUCUGCCUGCAUUCAAAGAUUUUUUUAA